AUGUGGAUCAGAUAUAUCACUGUUCAGAAGGCCUUUGUUCUAUCUUCUUUGCUCCUGGCGUCUGGGAUCUCAGCAGCUGCUAUCCCCGCAAGGUUAGCUGACCCUGCAUCGGUCUCUGUGACGAUAACAAAUACGCAAGCGCCUACAGGCCAAAGGGAUGGCAGGCCAACCUCACUCCCUUAUGAAGCUGCCCCAAACUGUCAGUUCUGUCAUGAAGACGAAGGCGAACAGACCACCGGCGAGUCCACGACGCAGGUGAAACGAGACAGUCACACUAUCGCAGCAAGAAUGGAUGCCGAUGAAAAAAAAUCCGAUGAGGAAGAGACCAAGGAGAUAGAAAAGAAGGUUAAUGAAAAGUGUCAUGGGAAUGCGCUUUGUGAGAUUAUUUCCACACUGUCGAAGUCUUACUAG
This is a messenger RNA of Aspergillus niger, 411 nucleotides long. RefSeq lists its product as uncharacterized. The transcript is spliced from 3 exons. The record is from RefSeq and is a predicted model, not a curated record. The coding region runs from base 1 to 411 and encodes 136 amino acids. NCBI's taxonomy places the organism in Eukaryota, Fungi, Ascomycota, Eurotiomycetes, Eurotiales, Aspergillaceae.